Plectropomus leopardus (leopard coralgrouper) is the source of this 633-nucleotide messenger RNA. Lineage: Eukaryota; Metazoa; Chordata; Actinopteri; Perciformes; Serranidae. The record is from RefSeq and is a predicted model, not a curated record.
UCCAAAGAGUACAGGAGUCAGAAUGAGCAGCUGCUGCAGGUGAACAGCAGUCUGUCCUCAGAGGUGAGCAAACUGCACAAGCAGCUGGAGCAGGUCCAGAGUCAGCAAGCUGGAGGGGGACAGCUGUCCUCCCUGCAGGAGGAGCUGGACAGGCUGAGGGACCAGCUGCAGGAGGCAGCGGCCGAGAGGAAGAUACUGGAGGACCAGCACAGCACCGAGAAGCUGAACCUCCAACAGAGGGUGGAGGAGCUUGAGAUGGAGAACUCUCUGCUGAAGCGUGAGAAAGAAGAAUUGAACCACAAGAUUCUUCAGCACACAAAGAGAACUGAAGAGGACGGCAGCAGCGUGUCUCAGAAGGAGUCGUCUCUGCAGACGGAGCUGGACGAGGAGCGGCAGCGCUACCAGAAUCUGCUCAAAGAGUUCUCCAGACUUGAGCAGCGCUACGACAACCUGAAGGAGGAGGUGUCCCUCAGCAAGUUCCAACCCGGCCACCGCAGGAACCCGUCCAAUCAGAGCAGCCUGGAGUCGGACUCGAACUACCCGUCCAUCUCCACGUCAGAGGUGGGAGACACGGAGGACUCGGUGCAGCUGGUGGAGGUGAGUGCGGAGGUCAGUUAGUUUUGUCUGACAGGA